Messenger RNA from Mangifera indica (mango), 774 nucleotides. RefSeq lists its product as uncharacterized. Gene Ontology annotation, cellular component: mitochondrial large ribosomal subunit. NCBI's taxonomy places the organism in Eukaryota, Viridiplantae, Streptophyta, Magnoliopsida, Sapindales, Anacardiaceae. The coding region runs from base 86 to 472 and encodes 128 amino acids. The record is from RefSeq and is a predicted model, not a curated record. The transcript is spliced from 2 exons.
UCUUCUCUUCCAAUUUCUCAAACUAAACCCUAGUUUCAUUCACUGCAUUACAACUGCCAACAAAAACACAAAAGAGGGAGGAAAAAUGUUGAAGUUCCUUUCAAAGGUAUGGAUUGAGUUCAAUGCGUUGGACCCACGCCUAGCAUCGUGCAUGGAGUUCUUAGCCCAAUGCAACGCACGCAAGGCUAAAGAAUCAAACCCAGCCUGCCAGGUCCAGGUGAGGCGGAGAACCGAUGACCACCCACCACAGAUCACCGUCGCUUUUGUCAAUGGUGUUGAAGAGGUAUUCGAUGCCACGUCGACACCUGCCCAGACCAUCAGGAACAUGAUUCUAGAGAAGGGUCAGAUUCUGGAGACGGAACAAAUGUUCCGCGAAGCUGGGGAGAAGUGGCCUGUUGUUAUUCCAGAGGAGGAACUUCUUCAACCUGCGCCUGGUACCAAGCCAAGGAAAGCGGAAGAGAAGAAGAUGUGAUACUGUAAUUUGCCUUGAUUACAUUUUGCUUCAGACACUAAGGAUGGCCAACCAUGAAAUCUUAGCAUGUAUGUUUUUGUUAUACUUGAGCACUAGGAAUUUGAGAAUUUCAGUUUGAUUUGGUGGAAGACUCUGAAUUGUGAGGUGAGUUAUGGAUUAGUUACAUAUAACAUUGCUUAUUUUAUUUAUAUUUAACUUAAAUCGAGUUGUAAGCUUAUCGAACUUACCAUCUUUAAGCUCGAGUUUGGUUUGAAAGUUGAAUUUAAGUUUGAAUUUGAGGUCGGUUUCAAUAUUAGCAACAA